AUGCCGGUGCCACAUCUCCGCCGCUCCUCUUUGACCAGCCGGUCGUCAAGGGAGCAGUCUCCCGCCAGUGGAGAUGAAGAAAUCGUUGAGCCGGAACAGGGCAAUGUUAGGAUGUCCCGGGAAAUGUCAGGGCGGGAAGAAACACAGAGGGCCCAGGUGCUCUCGCAUAUCAUUUCCCAGCUUCGACCAGGUGCCGACUUGAGCCGAGUGGUCCUGCCCACCUUCAUCCUGGAACCGCGAUCAAUGCUCGAGCGCAUUACAAACUUCAUGGCGCAUCCUGAAACAUUGCUGCCAAUGUCUGAAAUUGACGACCCAGUCGAACGCUUUGUGUCCGUGGUGAAGUUCUACCUGAGUGGAUGGCAUAUCAAACCGCCAGGUGUUAAGAAGCCGCUGAACCCAGUGCUGGGGGAAACGUUCACUUGCUACUGGGACUACCCCGACAACACGCGCGGGUACUAUAUCUCUGAGCAGACCUCGCACCAUCCACCCAAGUCCAGCUACUUUUUCAUGGCUCCCGAACAUCACAUUCGAAUCGACGGUACCUUGAAGCCGCGCAGCAAGUUUUUGGGGAACUCCGCAGCUAGCAUGAUGGAAGGUAUCGCAAUCCUUCGACUGUUGAAUCGAGGCCAGGACAGAGAGAAAGGCGAGCGAUAUAUUGUGACUCAGCCCAACAUGUACGCGCGUGGUAUCCUGUUUGGCAAAAUGAAGUACGAGCUUGGCGAUCACAGUUAUGUGCGGUGCCCGGAGAACCACCUCGUGGCCGACAUUGAAUUCAAGACCAAAGGUUACUUCUCUGGCACAUAUAAUGCCAUCGGCGGCGUGAUCAAGAAUGAGCAAACUGGGGAGGUCUUGUAUGAGUUGUCUGGCUUUUGGAACGGCGAGAUGCACAUCAAGGAUGUCCACACCCAUCACAAAGAAGUUCUGUUCGACGCUACUCACGCAAAGCACGCCAAACCUCGUGCGCGUCCCAUUGCCGAGCAGUCGGAACGUGAAUCUCAGCGGCUGUGGGAGCCCACGGUCAAGGCGAUCAUCGCGCAAAACCACGCCGCUGCAACGGAUGAGAAGACCAAAAUUGAAGACCGGCAACGGGAGGAAGCAGCCAUGCGUGCCGACGACGGUGUAGAGUGGCGGCCGCGAUUGUUCCGCCACGUGGAAGGCGGUCCAGGAGGUCGUGACGAGGGUGAAGAGGACCUGGAUUGGAUUAUCAAUGCCGAAGUCGUGGCUCACGACCCGCAACUUGCCACGAAGCAAAUCCUGGCCAUCGCACCGAUUGUCGAAGGCCAAACGGACCCCAGCCAGUUCCAGAUUCCGCCACGCACAUCCGAGCCCUCCGAAUCGGUGCCCCAGGCGCCAGCUCGACAGGAUGUAGCCGCUCAACCCCCAAAUGCAGCCGCUCCACUGCCCACCGUGGGAACAUCUACAGAAAUCAGUCCUGCUGCACCCGCGGUUGUGCAACGGGUGGACACCGAGACUCACCAGGUUGAGAAGUUUGUGGACGCCCAUGAAUAA
This is a messenger RNA of Penicillium oxalicum, 1509 nucleotides long. Its product is annotated as OSBP family protein. NCBI's taxonomy places the organism in Eukaryota, Fungi, Ascomycota, Eurotiomycetes, Eurotiales, Aspergillaceae. Gene Ontology annotation, cellular component: cortical endoplasmic reticulum; intracellular membrane-bounded organelle; membrane. The transcript is spliced from 8 exons. The coding region runs from base 1 to 1509 and encodes 502 amino acids. Gene Ontology annotation, molecular function: sterol binding. The record is from RefSeq and is a predicted model, not a curated record.